Molecule: messenger RNA, 450 nt
Organism: Helobdella robusta
Lineage: Eukaryota; Metazoa; Annelida; Clitellata; Rhynchobdellida; Glossiphoniidae
Exons: 3
Coding region: 1-450 (149 amino acids)
Source: RefSeq, a predicted model, not a curated record
AUGGGGGUUAUGAUUUUGUUGGUGCUCUGUUGCAUUUUAUCACAUUUCCUCAUUGACUGCCUUACGUUGAAGGAAAACAAUGACAAAGUGCUAUCAGAAAAUGAUUCAACAAACAAAAUUAAUGAAUUUCACACUGACAAAAUAAAGUCAAGAAAUUUUUUACAUCAAAACUCAGAACUGAUACGGAAUAAAAGACCAUGGGAAAUCAGUGGCCACAUAGCCGGCUCAUACAAAAGUGAUAGCAGUAGCGACAACAAAAAUAACGCCGGCGGUAGUAGUAAAAGUGGGAGUAACAAUGGCGGUGGUAAAAGUGACGGCGGCAAAAGUGGUGGCGACGGUAAAAGUGGUGGCAAAAGUGGUGGAGGAGGUGGUGGCAAAAGUGGUGCAGGAGGCGGUGGCAAAAGUGGUGCAGGAGGUGGUGGCAAAAGUGGUGGAGGAAAGAAAGGUUAA